UGAUAUCGCAACUUCUUUUCUCCGACAUUUUCCCUCCUUCAGUUUCCUAUUUCCCAUCUGUGCUGUCAAUUCUGAGACACGCUAUUCAUACAGAAGGUCAAAAUGAUCAGCGCCGUCCUCGUUUUCAAUAAUAAUGGACAGCCACGGCUGAGCAAGUUUUACACCCAGAUUGACACGCAAACGAAACAAUCCCUUAUACAACAGAUCUACGCUCUGGUUGCUCAGCGCCCACCAAGCGCUUGCAACUUCCUACCUUUACCUCCAUUGCUUUCACAGGGUGCUAGUUCCAGCGGCCCAUCCGAUGCCCCGACACAAGUAACCUACCGGACAUAUGCAACUCUUUCCUUCAUCAUGAUCUCAACAUCUACCGAAUCCCCUCUUGCGCUUAUCGAUCUCAUCCAAGUCUUUGUUGAGGCUUUGGAUCGCAUGUUCGAGAAUGUAUGUGAGCUUGAUCUCAUCUUCGGCUACGAGACGAUGCAUGCUGUGCUCAGUGAGAUGAUUGUCGGUGGCGUUGUUGUUGAGACAAAUAUCGAUAAGAUCGUUGCUAGUGUGCGGAGUCAAGAGGGUUCCCUGGGGAAAAAGAAGGCUAUACAGGCGGCAAGUUCUAGUGUAGGGCGCGGUGGGUUCCCUGGCAUAGGUGCUUGGAGGUGAUAGGCCAUGUGUUCUGUUUCUUUUUUGCUACAGUGUACAUAUUCUACUUUUUGGAUGGGAUGUUCUGGCUUGGAGUUCAGGUGAAACGUAAUGCGAUGGUAUGUAUCUGAAACUUGCUAUCAUGACAAACGAGAAUACGACUAGCAUGCGUAAAUCUUCAGAAUCAGUUGUGUGACAAAUUAGAGAGGCUGAAAUCCAUAUGCAGUCCAAUUUUCAAGAACAGUUCGUCUAACGUCCUCCGGGUAGGAACCCUGGAAAGAUCCUUCUUUCCACGGUAGCGAUUCUUCUGUAAAUUCACCGGGCAGC
Messenger RNA from Aspergillus alliaceus, 957 nucleotides. Its product is annotated as putative AP-3 adaptor complex subunit sigma. The record is from RefSeq and is a predicted model, not a curated record. The transcript has 2 exons. Gene Ontology annotation, cellular component: intracellular membrane-bounded organelle. Gene Ontology annotation, biological process: vesicle-mediated transport; protein transport. Lineage: Eukaryota; Fungi; Ascomycota; Eurotiomycetes; Eurotiales; Aspergillaceae. The coding region runs from base 103 to 651 and encodes 182 amino acids.